UACGUAACGUCUGAUGGGCGGCGCCACUGGUUUAAACUCUAACUGCCAAUCAGCGAUGACAGGGACUCGCGGUUACUUCAAGUUGUUGUUUACUUUUCCCAGAAAGGACGCCGCAUUCAAAUCGGAUUAGACGCUCGAUAUUGGCCGUUUGCCGGAGUGGAUUCUCCUCAGAACUGCAGACAAACGUGACUGCUCUUUACGUCCCGUCCGUUAAUCUCGUGUCACGAAAGUGCUGCAUUAUUGAAGUGGUCCAAGAUGCCGAUGAUACUGCGAUCCAGAAGGUCCAUCCGCCCCAGUCAGGAAAGUGACGAAGACUCAGUGGACACACCGCAGAGAAGGUCGGUCCGCCGGCACAGGAGAACCAACGUUACGUAUGAGGAAUCAGAUGAGUCAGACUCUGAGUCUGUCCAAGUGAUGGAGACACAACAAAGUCCCCCUGCUGAGCUGGAGGAGGAAACUGCUGAGGAGGCUGAUGUAACGGAACUGAAGUAUUGUAGUGUUGUGCUGGAGCGUCUGCGAGCUGAUGAAAAGGCUGCAAGUAAAGAGUUUGAGGAGAAAGAGGACAUGAACCGCAAAGGUGGGAAACCUGUCUCCAGAAUCCCCACUUUCCAUAAACGACCUACCAGCACGAAGGAUCAUGAGUUGCCUGUUCCCAAAAAAGAUACCCCUGCCCAUGUAGCUGAGCCCCCCGAGAAAGUUGGGGCUGGGAGUGUGGAAGCAUCAAAGUUCAGGCUACCUGAUGUCAGAGAAACAGCACUCCCACUACCAUCAGUCCGCGCCCCAAAGGUCAGCCUUGAAGCUCCUUCUCUGUUCAGCAGCACAGAACAAGCUACAGCAGCAGCAGUCCAUGUUCCCCAGACACUUAGUGCGCCCAAGAGCUUGAGGAUGUUUGAAUCUGCGCCGUUCUCUUCUAUGACUGCAAGCCCCAGGCCGGCCCUCAGACCAGAGCGAGGAUUGGAGCAACAUGAACCAGAGCUGGACAAGAGCAAAACGUUUGAAGUAGAAGCUGCCACCGCACAGGAGGCUCCCAUAUCUCACCUUCCACACAAGGGCUCCAUCAGCCAAAAGCCAUUUGAAGACACAGAAGAGAAAUGCGACAUAGAGGUUGAAAGCAGGAUUACCCUCACGCCCUCUGGAGAUGCUGAAGAGACACAGUCUGCAGACAUCGUUUAUGCAGCUGAGGUCAGCCAAGAGGAGGCUAUUAUGGACGAACAACCACCAUGGGAGACGGAGCCGACAAACAUACUUGAACUUAAGGACAGUAGGUCUUCAUCAGAGUGUGAGGAUGAUUUGGAAGAUGAAAAAUCUGAGGGCCAGGAUUCAGGGGAGGUGAUGGAGCAUCAUGAACCACUUAUGAGCAAGCCGGAGAGUCCACAUUUUGAGGAGGAGAGAGCCGAUGUUGAUGAAUCAACUCCUGCUGUACCACCAGAGAAGCCUGCUAAAGCUCAGUCAACCAAUUCUGCCAAGCCCACUAAGGGGUCAGGAUGCUCCAGUUUUGCCCUCUUCUGCCUCCUGCCCACCACUUUGCUGCUAUUAGGGGGGUUUGGCCAGCAUGUCUGGCACUAUGGGCUUCCCAUGUCUGUGGCUCAGCUCACAGCUCAGCUGGAACUGCACUUCCUGGAGGGCUUUGGCUUGGUACCAGAGCCUUGCAGCACUGAUUGUCGAGUGCACCUGGUGGAGAGCAUCCCUGUGGGUCUCUAUCCGUCCUCUGCCUCAUCCAGAGGGAGCAUCGCAGACAGCUGGUUACAUCUGCUGGACAAAGCCAACAGCUCGGUCCAUAUUGCUGCUUUCUACCUAACUCUACGAAGCAGCGAUUUGGCGCGCUCCUCUGACCCUUCUGACUCUCAGGGAAAAAUGGUCUUUGAACAACUUAAACAACUUGAAUCCAAAGGGGUGAAACUCCAGAUUGCUGUGAACGCCCCCCAGACCUCAAGUGAAGAUACAGAUGAAUUGGCUGCAACAGGUGCAGAGGUCAGAGAGGUAGACCUCGAGGCUGUAACAGGAGGCAUUGUCCACACCAAGCUGUGGGUGGUGGAUCAAAAGCACUUCUACUUGGGUAGUGCUAACAUGGACUGGCGUUCUUUAAGUCAGGUGAAGGAGGUCGGCCUGUCUGUGGAGGACUGCAGCUGCCUGGCUCAGGAUGCCUUUCGGAUCUUCGAGGUGUACUGGAACAUCGGUGGUGCGGAUAACGGCUCCCUGCCGCUGUACUGGCCUGCUCGUCUCUCUGCCCUGUCCAGCGCCCAGAAUCCCCUGCGCCUAAAGUUCAAUGGAGUGCCUGCUCAGGUCUACCUGUCUAGCGCCCCUCCGCAGAUCUCAGCCCGUGGCCGCUCCGAUGAUCUCACUACCAUUCUGUCUGUCAUCGAUGACGCCCAGAAAUUCAUUCACAUCUCUGUCAUGGACUAUCUGCCUAUGUCUGAGUUCACAGAGCCGAUCAGGUUCUGGCCCGCCAUCGACUCGGCCCUGCGUGCCGCAGCCUGUACCAGAGACGUUCAGGUUCAAAUGCUGAUCAGCUGCUGGGAGCACUCAUCUGCCUCCAUGUUCACCUUCCUGCAGUCCCUGGUGGUGCUCAACAGACCUCAUUUCAAAUGUGACAUCGAUGUGAAAAUCUUCACAGUGCCUUCAACAGCGGAGCAGAUGAAGAUCCCCUAUGCACGAGUCAAUCAUGCCAAGUACAUGGUUACUGACAGAGUGGUCUACAUCGGGACGUCCAACUGGUCGGAGAACUACUUCACCCAGACAGCUGGCGUGGGCCUGGUGGUGAAUCAAACUGGCUCUGAGGUUCCAAAAGGCAAAGAGACUCUGCAGAGCCAAGCAGAGGAGCUCUUCCUCAGAGACUGGACGUCUGAGUAUGCCAGCAGUCUCUCUGUUGACGAUAUGCAUGUCUGCCCUCGCCGCAGACACUGAGGGUUAGUUGUUUAAUAAAGCACAUUGCAUCGUAGAUGAGCAUCUUGCUUGCUCCUGCCACUUGAACUUUGACUUGUGCAGAAUCCGCUUGCUGUAUUGUGUGAAUGAACACGCUUUAUUUUAUUGCUGUUCCUUUACCAACUGCCUGUUUUCUUUGUAUAUAAUUGCGUUUUUAUAUUUGUUUCAAACAUGUUAUUUUUAUACUCUGUGGUUCUGACGAUUUUCUUACAUGAGCUAAGGUGCAGGGGAAUUCGCUUUGUACAAUUAAUUUCAUGCCUGGAGCAUUGUGUAUAUUUUCCCUUAAGAUGUCGACGGCAAGCUUCAACGAUCUAAUGCAGGAAUUAAAACAUUCCAAAGAGGUGUAUGCACCGUGUUUACACUGCUGGGGCUAUCAGCUGUUAUUGUUUAUGUGUAGUGAGACUAUGUAUGUCAUCCCAACAGUACAAGAUUGUUGUAAAUAUCAGUUUUCCAUUCAUAGCUAACGGCUGGCUGACAAUCUGAAUGUGUACCAGAACAGACAGAUAAUAUCUCACUGAGAUCAGAGUGAGCAUGCUUUGUUUUUUCGAUAGAAGAUCUGUAUGUGGAAAAACCAAACACUUUCCUUGCCUGCCAUCUGUGUUUUACUGUAUUGUUAGUUACUAAAUAUUUCUGCCCUUCAUUACUACGGUUAUCUAUUAUAUGCUUGGCACCUGUUUGUGUUAUCAGUGGACAUGUUCCCUGACUAACAGAGCUGUUUACGGGAUGUCUCAAUGUAAAUAAAUAAUGCUUUUUUGUUCGUGA
Epinephelus fuscoguttatus (brown-marbled grouper) is the source of this 3684-nucleotide messenger RNA. It is a transcript of the gene pld7, whose product is annotated as phospholipase D family, member 7. The record is from RefSeq and is a predicted model, not a curated record. The coding region runs from base 256 to 2904 and encodes 882 amino acids. The transcript is spliced from 13 exons. Gene Ontology annotation, molecular function: catalytic activity. Lineage: Eukaryota; Metazoa; Chordata; Actinopteri; Perciformes; Serranidae.